CACACUCAUUUCAAUGAUGGUGGGGGUCAAAGAGGGACUCGUACCGGCGGCGGCGCCUGCAGUCGCAGUGACCGGCUAGUCACAGAGGAUUUAGCCUCUGUAGCUUGUGUUUGUUAGCUCCCGAGUGUCGAAAACGUGGACACGAAGAAGUACGAUCAUAAACGAUACACGGGGGUGAUUCCUGUCGUCGAAGUAUCAUAGGACACGUAUUGUUCCUACAUACACAGAACCGUCGCGUCUGCCUUUACUGUCGGUCACGCGCUUUGCCUUCGUCCGUCUGCCUAUCCUCCUCUCCACGCGUCCGUCUCUCUUGAACCAACGCGUGCGACAGAUCAGUACGGUAUACACGGUGUGACAGCGAUCGACUGGCUACGACACUGUACGAACAACCCUUGCGCUCUUUUUUUCCAAGGCUCACGCGGUUUUCCAUGUCAACGACACGCGCGCUCCUACCAAGGCCAGCGUGCUACGCCCCGCAGCGCAAAGCAGCCUCCGUCGCCGUCAUCGUCGUCGCUGGCGUGAAACGCACGCUCCACGUAGCCGUGCCCGUCACCGACGGCCCGUUAUUGUCCGUGUCGCGUCGGUGUCGGUCGUCAGACAUCUGCUCGUCGUCGUCUGCGUAUUCGGCUACGAAGAGGCCCGGCGAGCAUCGAGGCUCGUCCACGGCUGUCGUCGCCAGGGUGAGGAGGAGUCACGGCAGCGUCGCUCUCGCCAGCCUGAGAUGAGCGACCAUGGCUGCAUACACUUGAAUAAUUUCAAAGCAGCCAAGGGUAUCCAGCCGUACAAAGUGAUACACUCCUAUUUUGUGACCAGCACGUCGGCCGAGGCACGCGUAAGGAAGGCUGUUAGCUGCUUAUGUCAUACGUGUAAAACCUACAAAGAUCGUCUUCAUUCUUGUCUCCACUGCAUAUUUUUCGGCUGCUACGUGAAAGGUCACAUACAAGAGCAUGCAAAGACGAAAAAACACUUCUUAGCUGUUGAUCUUUGUUAUGGAAAUAUAUUGUGCUUCCAAUGCGGGGAUUAUGUAUACGACAGAGAGCUAUUGGCAGUCGCCAAGGCGCAGUGGAGUGAGUCUGCGAAGUCGUUGAGCUUUGGAGAAUUUUAUAGAGCAUGGGAACCCACGCAGACAGAGGCCGAGUUAUUGCGAAAACAUCCGCGCAGAAGGCGUGUAGUCGAGAAUUCGACGAUAGGUCUGAGAGGACUGAUAAAUCUUGGAAGUACAUGUUUCAUGAACUGCAUCGUACAGGCGCUGAUUCACACGCCGCUGUUGAGAGAUUAUUUCCUUGCUGACCGUCACCACUGCCCACAGCCGACGAGCUGCCUGGUCUGUGAAGUAUCGCAUCUUUUUCAGGAAUUUUAUUCCGGCAGUAAAGCCCCGUUGACGCUUCACAAGCUCCUACAUUUGAUCUGGACGCAUGCCAGACAUUUAGCAGGUUACGAACAGCAGGAUGCCCACGAGUUCUUUAUAGCCACCCUCGACGUUUUGCACAGGCACUGCGAGGCAGCGCCGAUAUUAGUCAAAGAUAAUCCACAUCACUGUAACUGUAUCAUUGACCAAAUCUUCACUGGCGGACUUCAAAGUGAUGUGGUUUGUCAGGCGUGCAACGGAGUAUCCACAACGAUAGAUCCAUUCUGGGAUAUAUCAUUGGAUCUGGGUCCAGCGGCUAGCGCGUCCGGUUCCGAUAGUUCUGGCCCUCCUACCUCAUUAUUAGAUUGCCUAGAAAGAUUCACGCGCGCCGAACAUUUGGGAUCGAGCGCGAAAAUCAAGUGCAGCAACUGUCAAACGUAUCAAGAAAGCACCAAACAACUGACUAUGAAGCAGCUGCCUAUCGUUGCCAGUUUUCACUUAAAACGAUUCGAGCACUCCAGCAUACAAGACAAGAAGAUCUCUACGUUCAUCUCGUUUCCAGAACAAUUAGACAUGACGCCUUUCAUGUCGCACAGGAGGAACGGUAACAACAACAGCUCAAUGAUCGACGGGCUACCGAAGAACGGGGAAGACGCGGCGUUCAGCGAUAACAGAUAUUCGCUGUUCGCCGUGAUUAAUCACGAAGGCUCGUUGGAGACCGGACACUACACUGCCUUCAUACGGCAGCAGAGGGAUCAAUGGUUCAAAUGCGACGACCAUUUGAUCACCAGGGCAAGAUUAAAAGAUGUUCUAACUAGCGAGGGGUACCUUCUUUUUUAUCAUAAACAAAUUUUGGAGUACGGUCGAAAUACCAAGGUGUAAAUCGAUCUGAUUGUGUAAUUAAUUUAUUUAUCACGACGAAUCAUGGGCGGUAGACUUAAGUUUUAGAAGAACAAAAAAAAAACUACGGUCAAUUCCCUUUCGGGAAGUUGUUUCUUUCGUUCGACUCAUCAGUCGGAAUUACAUACAUGAACUAUAUAACAUGAAAUACCGAAGGCCUGAAAAAGAAGAAAAAAAUGAAAAGAAUUAUCGUUUGAUACGGUAUUAAUCGAAAGAAUAUUUACUUUCAAUCAAAUUAGAAAUAUUAUUACGCUUUACUCGUGUGAAAAACGCUAGAAAUUAAUCACUGUUUAUAAAAAGAGAGAUAGUCACGAUCGAUCAGACGUCGCUCCGUUAGCGUAGAUGUUUGUCAGUUUAAACUUAACGAAAAAGUGAAGAUAAAACGUUUUACUUUGCUUUUUCUUUUCGACAAAAUCUAAAGGUGGCUGUCGAUCGAUUUCCCUGUUCGUGUCCUAAAGUAAAUUAAGCGUAGUUUUAAGAUUAGCUCAAUUUUUUUAAAAUAACCGUUCGCAUUUUUGUAUAUCGCUGACUGUUGUUAUAUUCCUGCCCUGACACUUGUAUACACGAUGCACAAAGGAUGGCUCGCAAGACUCUAAAUCUAUUUUUCCUAUUUCAUAACUUAUAUUAUUAUUUUUUUUACUGAUCAAUUAAUGAGGAAUUUCGCCGUUAGCCAUGAUUCAGCGUCGUGUUAGCCAUCCUUCGGUAAAUCACUUUUGUACAAACGAAAUAAUAUAGCAAACGAAAAGAAAGGAGGGAUAAUAGUAUUAUCCAAUGAAGGCGAAGAAUUACUUCGCGUGACUGUGUAUAAUAAAAGAAAAUUUGACAAAAUUUCCUUCUGGUUGCCCGUCUUACCUUUCGUAAAUGCUACAGUACUCAGUUUAACACUAAACUGUAAGACCGUUUGGAAAUUGUUUUAUAAGGAAUGAAAUGAAAACUAAAUUUGUUUGGUCAUUUUGCUAGAGUUGUAAUUAUUACUUGAACUGGUGAUUCAAGUAUCAUCAUCGACACUAAUUGUAAAAAAUUGCACUGAAAUAGAAAAGAUAUAAAUAUAGGGUGUUAUCGUAGAAAAACUACUGGCAGGUUUAGUGUUAAAAGCGAAAGUGUUUCGAGAAGAGAAUCGUGCGUAGAGCUUUCAAUACUUUUCUGUACGACAGUCCCUGUAAAAAAAAGUGCCAAGUGUUCGUCGCACUUGUAGUUCGUAUAAUCGUGUGCUUAUCGUUAUUACAGUUCCCUAUAUUCUGAUAGGUUUCGAUUAUUGUGUUCAUUGAGAAAAUCUCGCGUAAUGUUUCUAUGAAACGCUCAGGUAACGUUUGUUAAAUAACGCCUGAGAGAGAAAGAGAGAAUGAUAAUUUGUAUCGUGUGAAUCGAUCAGUAAAUGUUUUGAUCAAGAAUGAUUCAUCGGUACGUUUGAGUACGAGUAUAUACAAUUGAUGUUAAACAAGACCACUGAACUUCGACAUGAAGGAAAGAAGUUUGACAGAAAUCUGCGAGGAGGAAGGAGAGAAAAUGAGAGUUGCAAAAUUUCACUGAUCAAUUGCAACAACUGCACACUUGCCUGUGUGCCCAUCCUCACGACGUGACACGACCAAUAAAUACGUUUAAACGUUCGUAUUACGCGUGCAUGCGUUUUGUAUAAGGCUGAAGUGAACGUAUACAGAAAUAAAGUUAUAUUUCGUCGAGAAA
Messenger RNA from Ceratina calcarata, 3931 nucleotides. RefSeq names its product ubiquitin carboxyl-terminal hydrolase nonstop (gene not). NCBI's taxonomy places the organism in Eukaryota, Metazoa, Arthropoda, Insecta, Hymenoptera, Apidae. The coding region runs from base 722 to 2230 and encodes 502 amino acids. The transcript has 6 exons. Gene Ontology annotation, molecular function: cysteine-type deubiquitinase activity; zinc ion binding. The record is from RefSeq and is a predicted model, not a curated record. Gene Ontology annotation, biological process: protein deubiquitination.